Molecule: messenger RNA, 8004 nt
Organism: Knipowitschia caucasica
Lineage: Eukaryota; Metazoa; Chordata; Actinopteri; Gobiiformes; Gobiidae
Source: the annotation of a GenBank genome assembly
AUGAAUGCACAGAGUGACCUGAUGAAUGCACAGAGUGACCUGAUGAAUGCACAGAGUGACCUGAUGAAUGCACAGAGUGACCUGAUGAAUGCACAGAGUGACCUGAUGAAUGCACAGAGUGACCUGAUGAAUGUACAGAGUGACCUGAUGAAUGCACAGAGUGACCUGAUGAAUGUACAGAGUGACCUGAUGAAUGCACAGAGUGACCUGAUGAAUGCACAGAGUGACCUGAUGAAUGUACAGAGUGACCUGAUGAAUGCACAGAGUGACCUGAUGAAUGCACAGAGUGACCUGAUGAAUGCACAGAGUGACCUGAUGAAUGUACAGAGUGACCUGAUGAAUGCACAGAGUGACCUGAUGAAUGUACAGAGUGACCUGAUGAAUGUACAGAAUGACCUGAUGAAUGCACAGAGUGACCUGAUGAAUGUACAGAGUGACCUGAUGAAUGCACAGAGUGACCUGAUGAAUGCACAGAGUGACCUGAUGAAUGCACAGAGUGACCUGAUGAAUGCACAGAGUGACCUGAUGAAUGUACAGAGUGACCUGAUGAAUGUACAGAGUGACCUGAUGAAUGCACAGAGUGACCUGAUGAAUGUACAGAGUGACCUGAUGAAUGCACAGAGUGACCUGAUGAAUGUACAGAGUGACCUGAUGAAUGCACAGAGUGACCUGAUGAAUGCACAGAGUGACCUGAUGAAUGUACAGAGUGACCUGAUGAAUGUACAGAGUGACCUGAUGAAUGCACAGAGUGACCUGAUGAAUGCACAGAGUGACCUGAUGAAUGCACAGAGUGACCUGAUGAAUGUACAGAGUGACCUGAUGAAUGUACAGAGUGACCUGAUGAAUGCACAGAGUGACCUGAUGAAUGUACAGAGUGACCUGAUGAAUGUACAGAGUGACCUGAUGAAUGUACAGAGUGACCUGAUGAAUGCACAGAGUGACCUGAUGAAUGCACAGAGUGACCUGAUGAAUGUACAGAGUGACCUGAUGAAUGCACAGAGUGACCUGAUGAAUGCACAGAGUGACCUGAUGAAUGCACAGAGUGACCUGAUGAAUGUACAGAGUGACCUGAUGAAUGCACAGAGUGACCUGAUGAAUGCACAGAGUGACCUGAUGAAUGUACAGAGUGACCUGAUGAAUGCACAGAGUGACCUGAUGAAUGCACAGAGUGACCUGAUGAAUGCACAGAGUGACCUGAUGAAUGCACAGAGUGAUCUGAUGAAUGCACAGAGUGACCUGAUGAAUGUACAGAUGCCUUUACUUCAUUUAUAUUGUUUCACUCUGCGUCACUCUGCACUCACUCUGCGUCACUCUGCGUCACUCUGCGUCACUCUGCGCACUCUGUCACUCUGCACUCACUCUGCACUCACUCUGCACUCACUCUGCGUCACUCUGCGUCACUCUGCGUCACUCUGCACUCACUCUGGUCACUCUGCACUCACUCUGCACUCACUCUGCACUCACUCUGCACUCACUCUACACUCACUCUGCGGUCACUCUGCACUCACUCUGCGUCACUCUGCACUCACUCUGCACUCACUCUGCACUCACUCUGCGGUCACUCUGCGUCACUCUGCGUCACUCUGCACUCACUCUGCACUCACUCUGCGGUCACUCUGCACUCACUCUGCGUCACUCUGCACUCACUCUGCACUCACUCUGCACUCACUCUGCACUCACUCUGCACUCACUCUGCACUCACUCUGCACUCACUCUGCGUCACUCUGCACUCACUCUGCGGUCACUCUGCGUCACUCUGCACUCACUCUGCACUCACUCUGCGUCACUCUGCACUCACUCUGCACUCACUCUGCACUCACUCUGCGUCACUUUGCACUCACUCUGCACUCACUCUGCGGUCACUCUGCGUCACUCUGCACUCACUCUGCGUCACUCUGCACUCACUCUGCGUCACUCUGCACUCACUCUGCACUCACUCUGCGUCACUCUGCACUCACUCUGCACUCACUCUGCGUCACUCUGCACUCACUCUGCACUCACUCUGCGUCACUCUGCACUCACUCUGCACUCACUCUGCGCUCACUCUGCGCUCACUCUGCACUCACUCUGCACUCACUCUGCACUCACUCUGCGUCACUUUGCACUCACUCUGCGUCACUCUGCGUCACUUUGCACUCACUUUGCACUCACUCUGCGUCACUCUGCACUCACUCUGCGGUCACUCUGCGUCACUCUGCACUCACUCUGCACUCACUCUGCGUCACUCUCACUCUGCACUCACUCUGCACUCACUCUGCACUCACUCUGCGUCACUCUGCACUCACUCUGCGCUCACUCUGCACUCACUCUGCACUCACUCUGCACUCACUCUGCACUCACUCUGCACUCACUCUGCGUCACUCUGCACUCACUCUGCGGUCACUCUGCGUCACUCUGCACUCACUCUGCACUCACUCUGCGUCACUCUGCACUCACUCUGCACUCACUCUGCACUCACUCUGCACUCACUCUGCGUCACUUUGCACUCACUCUGCACUCACUCUGCGUCACUCUGCGUCACUUUGCACUCACUUUGCACUCACUCUGCACUCACUCUGCGUCACUCUGCACUCACUUUGCACUCACUCUGCACUCACUCUGCGUCACUUUGCACUCACUUUGCACUCACUCUGCACUCACUCUGCACUCACUCUGCACUCACUCUGCGUCACUCUGCACUCACUUUGCACUCACUCUGCGUCACUCUGCACUCACUCUGCACUCACUCUGCACUCACUCUGCGUCACUCUGCACUCACUCUGCACUCACUCUGCACUCACUCUGCGUCACUUUGCACUCACUUUGCACUCACUCUGCACUCACUCUGCACUCACUCUGCACUCACUCUGCACUCACUCUGCACUCACUUUGCACUCACUCUGCGUCACUCUGCACUCACUCUGCGUCACUCUGCGUCACUCUGCACUCACUCUGCACUCACUCUGCACUCACUCAGCGUCACUCUGCGGUCACUCUGCGGUCACUCUGCGGUCACUCUGCACUCACUCUGCGUCACUCUGCACUCACUCUGCACUCACUCUGCACUCACUCUGCGUCACUCUGCACUCACUCUCCACUCACUCUGCACUCACUCUGCGUCACUCUGCACUCACUCUGCACUCACUCUGCACUCACUCUGCACUCACUCUGCGGUCACUCUGCGUCACUCUGCGUCACUCUGCACUCACUCUGCACUCACUCUGCGUCACUCUGCACUCACUCUCCACUCACUCUGCACUCACGCUGCGUCACUCUGCACUCACUCUGCGGUCACUCUGCGGUCACUCUGCGUCCCUCUGCACUCACUCUGCGUCACUCUGCACUCACUCUGCACUCACUCUGCACUCACUCUGCACUCACUUUGCGUCACUCUGCGUCACUCAGCGUCACUCUGCACUCACUCUGCACUCACUCUGCGUCACUCUGCACUCACUCUGCACUCACUUUGCGUCACUCUGCGUCACUCUGCACUCACUCUGCACUCACUCUGCGUCACUCUGCACUCACUCUGCACUCACUCUGCGUCACUCUGCGUCACUCUGCACUCACUUUGCGUCACUCUGCAUUCACUCUGCACUCACUUUGCGUCACUCUGCGUCACUCUGCACUCACUCUGCACUCACUCUGCACUCACUCUGCGUCACUCUGCACUCACUCUGCACUCACUCUGCACUCACUCUGCGUCACUCUGCACUCACUCUGCACUCACUCUGCACUCACUCUGCGUCACUUUGCACUCACUUUGCACUCACUCUGCGUCACUUUGCACUCACUUUGCACUCACUCUGCACUCACUCUGCACUCACUCUGCGUCACUCUGCACUCACUCUGCACUCACUUUGCGUCACUCUGCGUCACUCUGCACUCACUCUGCACUCACUCUGCGUCACUCUGCGUCACUCUGCACUCACUUUGCGUCACUCUGCACUCACUCUGCACUCACUCUGCACUCACUCUGCACUCACUCUGCGUCACUCUGCGCACUCACUCUGCACUCACUCACUCACUCUGCGUCACUCUGCACUCACUCUGCACUCACUCUGCGUCACUCUGCGUCACUCUGCACUCACUCACUCUGCACUCACUCUGCGUCACUCUGCGUCACUUUGCACUCACUUUGCACUCACUCUGCACUCACUCUGCGUCACUCUGCACUCACUUUGCACUCACUCUGCACUCACUCUGCGUCACUUUGCACUCACUUUGCACUCACUCUGCACUCACUCUGCACUCACUCUGCACUCACUCUGCACUCACUCUGCACUCACUCUGCACUCACUCUGCACUCACUCUGCACUCACUCUGCACUCACUCUGCACUCACUCUGCGUCACUCUGCACUCACUCUGCACUCACUCUGCACUCACUCUGCGUCACUCUGCACUCACUUUGCACUCACUCUGCACUCACUCUGCACUCACUCUGCACUCACUCUGCACUCACUCUGCACUCACUCUGCACUCACUCUGCACUCACUCUGCACUCACUCUGCACUCACUCUGCACUCACUCUGCACUCACUCUGCACUCACUCUGCACUCACUCAGCGUCACUCUGCGGUCACUCUGCGUCACUCUGCACUCACUCUGCACUCACUCUGCGUCACUCUGCACUCACUCUGCACUCACUCUGCACUCACUCUGCGUCACUCUGCAUCACUCUGCACUCACUCUGCACUCACUCUGCGUCACUCUGCACUCACUCUGCACUCACUCUGCACUCACUCUGCACUCACUCUGCGUCACUCUGCACUCACUCUGCACUCACUCUGCACUCACUCUGCGUCACUCUGCACUCACUCUGCUCGCACUCACUCUGCACUCACUCUGCGUCACUCUGCACUCACUCUCACUCAUCUGCACUCACUCUGCGUCACUCUGCACUCACUCUGCGGUCACUCUGCGUCACUCUGCGUCCUCUGCACUCACUCUGCACUCACUCUGCACUCACUCUGCACUCACUCUGCACUCACUCUGCACUCACUCUGCACUCACUCUGCGUCACUCUGCGUCACUCUGCGUCACUCUGCACUCACUCUGCACUCACUCUGCGUCACUCUGCACUCACUCUGCACUCACUCUGCACUCACUCUGCGUCACUCUGCACUCACUCUGCACUCACUCUGCACUCACUCUGCGUCACUCUGCACUCACUCUGCACUCACUCUGCGUCACUCUGCGUCACUCUGCACUCACUUUGCACUCACUCUGCAUUCACUCUGCACUCUGCACUCUGCGUCACUCUGCUCACUCUGCACUCACUCUGCACUCACUCUGCACUCACUCUGCGUCACUCUGCACUCACUCUGCACUCACUCUGCACUCACUCUGCGUCACUCUGCACUCACUCUGCACUCACUCUGCACUCACUCUGCGUCACUUUGCACUCCUUUGCACUCACUCUGCACUCACUCUGCGUCACUUUGCACUCACUUUGCACUCACUCUGCACUCACUCUGCACUCACUCUGCGUCACUCUGCACUCACUCUGCACUCACUCUGCACUCACUCUGCACUCACUUUGCGUCACUCUGCGUCACUCUGCACUCACUCUGCACUCACUCUGCACUCACUCUGCGUCACUCUGCACUCACUUUGCGUCACUCUGCACUCACUCUGCACUCACUCUGCACUCACUCUGCGUCACUCUGCACUCACUUUGCACUCACUCUGCGUCACUCUGCACUCACUCUGCGUCACUCUGCGUCACUCUGCACUCACUUUGCACUCACUCUGCACUCACUCUGCACUCACUCUGCACUCACUCUGCACUCACUCUGCACUCACUCUGCUCACUCUGCACUCACUCUGCACUCACUCUGCACUCACUCUGCACUCACUUUGCACUCACUCUGCACUCACUCUGCACUCACUCUGCGUCACUUUGCACUCACUUUGCACUCACUCUGCACUCACUCUGCACUCACUCUGCGUCACUUUGCACUCACUUUGCACUCACUCUGCACUCACUCUGCACUCACUCUGCGUCACUCUGCACUCACUCUGCACUCACUCUGCGUCACUCUGCACUCACUUUGCACUCACUCUGCGUCACUCUGCACUCACUCUGCGUCACUCUGCGUCACUCUGCACUCACUUUGCACUCACUCUGCGUCACUCUGCACUCACUCUGCACUCACUCUGCACUCACUCUGCACUCACUCUGCGUCACUUUGCACUCACUUUGCACUCACUCUGCACUCACUCUGCGUCACUUUGCACUCACUUUGCACUCACUCUGCACUCACUCUGCACUCACUCUGCGUCACUUUGCACUCACUUUGCACUCACUCUGCACUCACUCUGCACUCACUCUGCGUCACUCUGCACUCACUCUGCACUCACUCUGCGUCACUCUGCACUCACUUUGCACUCACUCUGCGUCACUCUGCACUCACUCUGCGUCACUCUGCGUCACUCUGCACUCACUUUGCACUCACUCUGCGUCACUCUGCACUCACUCUGCACUCACUCUGCACUCACUCUGCACUCACUCUGCGUCACUUUGCACUCACUUUGCACUCACUCUGCACUCACUCUGCGUCACUUUGCACUCACUUUGCACUCACUCUGCACUCACUCUGCACUCACUCUGCGUCACUCUGCACUCACUCUGCACUCACUCUGCGUCACUCUGCACUCACUUUGCACUCUGCGUCACUCUGCACUCACUCUGCGUCACUCUGCACUCACUUUGCACUCACUCUGCGUCACUCUGCACUCACUCUGCGUCACUCUGCACUCACUCUGCGUCACUCUGCGGUCACUCUGCACUCACUCUGCGGUCACUCUGCACUCACUCUGCACUCACUCUGCACUCACUCUGCGUCACUCUGCACUCACUCUGCGUCACUCUGCACUCACUCUGCACUCACUCUGCGUCACUCUGCACUCACUCUGCACUCACUCUGCGUCACUCUGCACUCACUUUGCACUCACUCUGCACUCACUCUGCGUCACUCUGCACUCACUCUGCGUCACUCUGCGGUCACUCUGCACUCACUCUGCAUCACUCUGCACUCACUCUGCACUCACUCUGCACUCACUCUGCGUCACUCUGCACUCACUCUGCGUCACUCUGCACUCACUCUGCACUCACUCUGCGUCACUCUGCACUCACUCUGCACUCACUCUGCACUCACUCUGCGCUCACUCUGCACUCACUCUGCACUCACUCUGCGCUCACUCUGCCUCACUCUGCUCACUCUGCGUCUCACUCUGCGCUCACUCUGCACUCACUCUGCACUCACUCUGCGUCACUCUGCGCUCACUCUGCACUCACUCUGCGUCACUCUGCGUCACUCUGCACUCACUCUGCACUCACUCUGCGGUCACUCUGCGCUCACUCUGCACUCACUCUGCGUCACUCUGCACUCACUCUGCACUCACUCUGGGUCACUCUGCGUCACUCUGCGUCACUCUGCACUCACUCUGCACUCACUCUGCGUCACUCACUCUGCACUCACACUGCAGCUCACUCUGCGUCACUCUGCACUCACUCUGCACUCACUCUGCACUCACUCUGCGUCACUCUGCGUCACUCUGCACUCACUCUGCACUCACUCUGCGGUCACUCUGCACUCACUCUGUGGUCACUCUGCGGUCACUCUGCGUCACUCUGCGUCACUCUGCACUCACUCUGUGGUCACUCUGCAGAUGCCCCUGAUGCCCCGCCACACAGAGCUGCCCCUGAUGCCCUGCCACAUAGAGCUGUGGGGCAAAACACCACAGAGGAAACUAGAAAUAAUUGGCCGUGCCUCCCCCGUCUCUCCCCCGUCUCUCCCCCGUCUCUCCCCCGUCCUCCCCCGUGUCUCCCCCGUCUCUCCCCCGUCCUGCUCGGCCACAGACAUAAUUAACACUGGCCUCGCGCUGAGGCCUGGAGAAGAAAUCUGCUGUUUGGGCAGAAAAACGAGCGGUAACAUAUUGUGGCGGCGCUGCUCCUUCGCUCACGCUAAGACCGUAAUGAACCCACGCAAAGACCGUAAUGAACCUGCGCAAAGACCGUAA